AUGGCGUGCGCGUCGGCGGCGGGCGUCGAGGCGACCGCGCUCCUGCUCCCCCGUGCCCGCCUCGCCGCGGCGUCUCCAGUCGCCGCCGGGCAUCGCCUCUCCCUGACGCCCCGCCGGACUCGCCAACGCACCAGCCUCAGGACUGCCGCGCAACGUCCUCAGAAGAGUACAACUGGCGCCGACCCACUUAAUGGGGCUAAUAAUGUCCAGAGAGAGGAAGCGGCGGUUUCCACUGAUAAAGAACGACAAAAGAAAUACGACGAUGGAGAUGGCAUAUCAAACCUUCAACUGGAAGAUUUGGUAGGAAUGAUACAGAACACAGAGAAGAAUAUACUACUUUUGAAUCAAGCUCGUCUUCAGGCAUUGGAACAUGCCGAUAAAAUUCUUAAAGAAAAGGAAGCCUUGCAGAGGAAGAUAACCAUUUUGGAGACAAGGUUGUCAGAAACAGAUGCGCAACUCAAGCUUUCAGCUGAAGGGAAUUUCGAUACAGAGAUUAAUGACUCUCCACUAGUAUUGGAGUUUGAUGUUCUAAAGGAAGAGAAUAUGCUACUGAAGGAGGACAUAGAGUUUCUUAAAACAAAGCUUAUUGAGGUUGCUGAGACAGAGGAGAGUAUACUCAAAUUGGAGAAAGAACGUGCUCUUUUAGAUGCUUCCCUUAGGGAGCUGGAGUCUAGGUUUAUAGCUGCCCAGGCAGAUACGUUGAAACUUGGUCCUCGGAAAUAUGAUACCUGGUGGGAUAAAGUAGAAAAAUUGGAAGAUUUGCUUGAGAACACAGCAAACCAAGUAGAGCAUGCUGCUAUGAUAUUGGACCACAAUCAUGAUCUGCAGGACAAGCUUGACAAAUUACAAGCGUCACUGCGAGCAGCAACUAUAUCAAAGUUCUCUUGUGAUCUUGUUGAUCUUUUGCAGCAAAAGGUAAAAUCAGUAGAAGAACGCUUCCAAGCAUGUAAUCAUGAAAUGCAUUCUCAAAUUGAACUGUAUGAACAUUCAAUAGUGGAAUUUCAUGAGACUCUUAGCAAACUAAUAGAGGAAAGUGAGAAAAGAUCACUGGAGAAUUUCACAGGAAACAUGCCUUCGGAAUUAUGGAGCAGAAUUUCCCUUUUGAUUGAUGGGUGGUUACUGGAAAAGAAAAUAUCCUACAAUGAUGCAAAUAUGUUGCGAGAAAUGGCUUGGAAAAGGGAUAGUCGUCUUCGAGAAGCAUACUUGUCAUGCAGAGGUACAGAAAACGGGGAAGUUAUGGACAAAUUUAUUAAGAUGGCACUACCAGGAACCAGUUCUGGUUUGCACAUUGCCCACAUAGCAGCAGAGAUGGCUCCUGUUGCAAAGGUUGGUGGCCUGGCAGAUGUGAUAUCUGGUCUUGCGAAGGCACUUCAGAAAAAAGGGCAUCUAGUAGAGAUCAUUCUUCCCAAAUAUGAUUGCAUGCAGCUUGACCAAGUUAACAAUCUUAAGGCUUUAGAUGUUCUUCUGCAGUCCUAUUUCGAAGGAAGUAUGUUCAACAACAAAAUAUGGACCGGGACUGUUGAAGGCCUUCCUGUCUAUUUUAUCGAGCCACAGCAUCCAUCAAAGUUCUUUUGGAGGGCGCAGUACUACGGAGAGCAUGAUGACUUUAAACGGUUUUCGUACUUCAGCCGUGCGGCACUAGAAUUACUUUACCAAUCCGGGAAGAAAGUUGAUAUAAUCCACUGCCAUGACUGGCAAACUGCAUUUGUCGCACCUCUUUAUUGGGAUGUAUAUGCAAAUCUGGGAUUCAACUCAGCUAGAAUUUGCUUCACCUGUCAUAACUUUGAAUAUCAAGGAACUGCUCCAGCUCGUGAUUUAGCAUGGUGCGGCCUUGAUGUUGAGCACCUAGAUAGACCAGACAGGAUGCGGGACAAUUCACAUGGAAGAAUAAAUGUUGUUAAGGGUGCAAUUGUGUAUUCCAACAUCGUGACAACUGUAUCACCAACAUAUGCACUUGAGGUUCGCUCAGAGGGAGGGCGUGGACUCCAAGAUACACUUAAAGUACAUUCCAGGAAAUUUCUUGGGAUACUUAAUGGAAUCGACACAGACACAUGGAACCCUUCCACAGAUAGGUAUCUCAAGGUUCAAUAUAAUGCUAAUGAUCUCCAGGGAAAGGCAGCAAACAAAGCAGCCCUUAGGAAGCAGCUAAAUCUGGCUUCUGCAUAUCCUUCCCAGCCACUGGUUGGUUGCAUCACAAGGCUAGUUCCUCAGAAGGGUGUACAUCUGAUCAGGCAUGCAAUAUACAAAACAGCUGAAUUAGGAGGACAGUUUGUCCUUCUGGGUUCAAGUCCCGUACCACACAUUCAAAAAGAGUUUGAAGGUAUUGCGGACCAUUUUCAGAACAACAAUAAUAUCCGGCUGAUUUUGAAGUAUGAUGAUGCUUUGUCUCACUGUAUAUAUGCUGCUUCUGACAUGUUCAUUGUUCCGUCUAUAUUUGAGCCAUGUGGCCUCACCCAGAUGAUAGCCAUGAGAUAUGGUUCUGUGCCCAUCGUUCGAAAAACUGGUGGAUUGAAUGACAGUGUCUUUGACUUUGAUGAUGAAACAAUACCUAUAGAAGUGCGAAAUGGCUUUACAUUUGUCAAGGCUGAUGAGCAGGGUUUGAGCAGUGCAAUGGAAAGGGCAUUCAACUGCUACACAAGAAAACCCGAGGUCUGGAAACAGUUAGUGCAGAAAGAUAUGAUGAUAGAUUUCAGCUGGGACACUUCAGCUUCGCAGUACGAAGACAUCUACCAAAGAGCAGCAGCUCGAGCGAGGGCAGCAGCGUGAGCACAGACAGUUUCCUGAUGCUUCCAUGCCCUCUCCCUGACGCUCUGCUUGAUCCUGCAAUUCUUUGUGCUGCUGUAACGCAUUAUGCUUCACUACUAUGCUCCAAAAAUAGCAUAAUGCACAGCUCCUAAUGAAAAUCAGGAGAUCAGAAAACAGAAUCAUAUAGGAAGUCAAGGAUGUUCUAUGCUGCACCUGUUGUGCAGGCAACUGUCUCGGCCCCAUGUUAGUGCGAAGAAUAUCUGGUUAUAGGUGACUAUUUACUGAGGGUUGAGGCAGAACUCAAAAGGCCAAAAGCUGGAAGAAUGGGUUGAUCAUGUGUCUAAGAUGGAAUAGGUACUGUGAACUGACAAGAUUGUAGUAUGUGCUAUGCUCUUCGCACAGAUUGAUGUAAAUUGUAACUCGUAUAUAUCAGCGCAUGGUGGUAUUAUGUUUGAGUGGAAAAUCUUUUGAUC
Brachypodium distachyon (stiff brome) is the source of this 3218-nucleotide messenger RNA. Its product is annotated as probable starch synthase 4, chloroplastic/amyloplastic. Lineage: Eukaryota; Viridiplantae; Streptophyta; Magnoliopsida; Poales; Poaceae. The transcript has 16 exons. The record is from RefSeq and is a predicted model, not a curated record. Gene Ontology annotation, molecular function: alpha-1,4-glucan glucosyltransferase (UDP-glucose donor) activity. The coding region runs from base 1 to 2766 and encodes 921 amino acids.